UCAGGAACUUUUCUCCAAAAAAGAAGUAUUAGUGUAACAACUUCAUCCUCCACUACGACUGGUGUGCUGACAAUUAACGGAUUAGGCGAAAGAAAUCUGAAAUAUUGUAUUUGUCCCAUAUCUGUGGUGUGUGCUCCCGACUUUGGACAAAGUUGUGACAAGAGCUAGAAGUGUAGCUUUGGGUUAUGCAAUGGCCGCUGCUAAGUUUUAAUCAACAGUGAAAAACACUGCGGAAUACUGGCCAAAGAGUCUUCAUGCUGCAUUCAUACAGAAUGGAAGGUUACCUCAUUUCACCUCCACCCGAAGAAAUGAUGACCUACGAUGCUGAUAUAUUUCGACCUCAAAUAGAAUAUUAUUCAUACUUUAACAGUGAUGGAGAAAGUCAUGGAGAUCAGACAUGGGACUAUCAUCCCCAUCAUGCGUAUCCUCCUGAGUGCGAGAGCAUUCCAGAAAACCAUCUGACAGAGCUGCAGAGUGUCCCACCCCCACAUAUUCCCAACUUGCACCGUCUAGGGGAGCCAGAGUCUGUAUACACGCUGGAGCCCGGUCUUGGGGGGCACCACUUGCCUAUACCUCCACCGAUGCCAUAUUACCCCCGGACCAUGUGCUUCCCACAUCCAUCCCCAGCCCAACGCAGUACAGAUGAAGAAGACCCGGGUGGCCGCAGCCCACCGUUUGAGGUGUCUGAUGGAGAGGGGGACCUUGGGGGCCGCAUCUCUUGCCCCCCAGGGGGAGAGGCAGGAAACAAGAAGAAGAUCCGCCUCUACCAGUUCUUACUGGACUUGCUCCGCAACGGUGACAUGAAGGACAGCAUCUGGUGGGUAGACAAGGACAAGGGCACCUUCCAGUUCUCGUCCAAGCACAAAGAAGCACUGGCCAACCGCUGGGGUGUGCAGAAGGGAAAUCGCAAGAAGAUGACUUACCAGAAGAUGGCCCGUGCACUUCGGAACUACGGCAAGACAGGGGAGGUUAAAAAGAUCAAAAAGAAGUUGACGUACCAGUUCAGUGGAGAGGUCCUGGGGAAAAUGCCCCUUGAACGGAAGAUGUUUCCCCACUUAUAGGUCAAGGACAAGUACAAUAUUUUACCAUUUACUCAUAGUUACACACCCAAUAUGUCAGCAAUUUAUACAUUCCACCUGGAAAUUUGACCUAGAAAAUCAUUUUUAGGUUCCAUGGUUUGAUGCAAGGCCUCAUUUCAGUAGUUUUUUCUGUGGAGAAAUGCAAACCAAUGAUAGCAUAAUUUGUUUCAGUUGCGUGCGUAGAAUUUAGAACAAUGAAGUUCUAGGAAAAAAUCCUGUAAACAGUUAAGAGCUUACCGAGACCUAAUUUUGUAAAUAGCAUUAAGUAAUUGUUUUCACAAUACCAGCAUGCAAUGUAAAUAGUUCAGAGGCGAUUGUGAAAAUGUAAAAAGGGAAGUGAAAUUGAAUGACACAGGCUCACAGAGUUGUCACUGGAAAACAGCAGCUUCCCACAGUCCAGAUGAUGUUCUAGUCAACACUGCCCCCGCUUGCCUGAAGACUCAGCUGAGUCCUGAUCACAGAUUGCAAAACAGCAGAAAAAGCUCUGAACUCUGCGUGUGUGUGCAUGCGUGCGUGUGUGUGUGUGUGUUCUCAGUUAGAAAUUCUGACCAAGAGCAGACCAAAGAAAAAAAGCACAGUAAAAGAGGAAAACUCAUUUUAAAAUUGUUACUGUUCAAAAAGUUGCUUUCUCUUUGUUGGUAGUCUUGAGGGAGAGCACGGUAUAUUAGUACAGAAGUCCAUAGUAGCGGGGGAACUUUCAUCAUGUUUACCAAGGACAUUUGUACGUGUAGCAAUUACAGUAAAUUUUAUUCACCCUGCUUCUGAGGUGAAUACAUGUUCAAGGUGUAAACAUUUUCAAGGUUUUAUCAUUUUAAGAUGACAAUCAUUUACAAGUUGUACAUGUGUCCAAUACUCCUUUGGAAUGUAUUAUAUGUUUUACUAAAAAGUUGAACAACAUUAUACUAUUUCUUCCAAAUAAAAUUAUUUAUUACUAAAAAACAUAUUUUAACGUCAAUGAUGAUGUUGCUCAAGCGGUAUUCUCAUGAUAAAUUACAUGACAUGCCUGAAAUUGUCAGCAAUCAGUGGUGUCAGCGCACAUGAUGAACUU
Scleropages formosus (Asian bonytongue) is the source of this 2127-nucleotide messenger RNA. RefSeq names its product Spi-1 proto-oncogene b (gene spi1b). Gene Ontology annotation, biological process: regulation of transcription by RNA polymerase II; cell differentiation. Gene Ontology annotation, cellular component: nucleus. Gene Ontology annotation, molecular function: sequence-specific DNA binding; DNA-binding transcription factor activity, RNA polymerase II-specific. NCBI's taxonomy places the organism in Eukaryota, Metazoa, Chordata, Actinopteri, Osteoglossiformes, Osteoglossidae. The coding region runs from base 255 to 1061 and encodes 268 amino acids. The record is from RefSeq and is a predicted model, not a curated record. The transcript is spliced from 5 exons.